Dibothriocephalus latus is the source of this 798-nucleotide messenger RNA. Lineage: Eukaryota; Metazoa; Platyhelminthes; Cestoda; Diphyllobothriidea; Diphyllobothriidae. The record is from the annotation of a GenBank genome assembly.
AUGCUGCGAUGGAAAUCCAAUACUAACGAGAGCUCAAAAUCUUUUCGCGUGCUAUUGAAUGAUGCACCCUAUUCCGACUUUGAAGAUAGCGUUGAGAAUAAAAUGUACUUUACUGAAAUUACUGAUCUUAUGCCAAACACAGUGUAUCAAGCCAUGGUGAUAAUAUGUCCAUCAAAUGAAAAAGAUCUGACCAAAUGCGAACAGUUUUCGAAGCCAUCUGCUUCUGCUUCAACAUAUCCAAAAGCUCCCGAAGAAUUUACAGCUGAAGCUGUUGACAGUACAGCUAUCAAGUUUGCUUGGACUCUGCCAAAUCAAACGUUCGAGCACCUACUAGUGGUUGUAAGAGCGUCAGCCCCCGACUCAGCUGGUGUUUCAAAAGUUGACCCAAGCUUGAACACGACAACUGUUAAGGGUCUUAACGCCCUAACAUACUAUGAUACGACUAUGUCCGUCGAGAAUACCUAUGACGCUAAGACAGUCGCUUCCGAGAAUGUAUUAAAAGUGCUCACUGCUCCAAAUCCACCAACGGCAGAAGUGACACACGUCGGCGACACCUGGAUGAGAGUAUCAUUGGUUCCCGCGGCGGCCGGCGAAAACCUCAAUUUGACCUAUACAGUCAUAAUAUCUAACCUAUCUGGGUACAAAGCCGAAUGCACUCCUGAUGAACAACUCAGCUGUGAUUUUGAUGGGUUGGAGAAGGGAACGGAGUACUCAUUAGUAACCAAGGCUUGUUAUGAUAAACUAUGCAGCGUUGAAUCACAACCGUUUAAUGCGACAACGGGAAAUACACGUGAGUAA